Molecule: messenger RNA, 819 nt
Organism: Caenorhabditis bovis
Lineage: Eukaryota; Metazoa; Nematoda; Chromadorea; Rhabditida; Rhabditidae
Source: the annotation of a GenBank genome assembly
AUGAAUAAAUUCAAAUGGCAUCUAUUAUUUUAUCAAGCAAUUUCUUCUCUUCUCGAUUUUUGUUUUUCAAUUGGAUUUUCACCCGUGGCAAUUCCAGCCAUCACAUUUGGAUAUUCGACGGGAAUAUUCCGAUUUUUUCUGGAUGCCAGAGACAUGAUAUCGCUUGCUGUUGUUUUGAUGACAAUGUCAGGCCUCUCAAUUCUUGAAAUCUUCCUCUACCGUUGGCAAAGUCUGCAGUUUCCCAAUUCUCCACAGCAAUUAUCAACUCGCAUGUAUAUUUUUAUAUGUGUAUUGGUAGUGUCUACUCUUCUAUCCACAGUUUUUGGAUUAUACUUAUUUCUUGCAACGGAUCAAAAAGUUUGGAUGGAGAAAUUGUCACGUAAAUACUCUUGCAUUGAAUUUUUGAUGACACUUCCUGCUGCAUACGUCUGUGAUCCAAUGAAAUACUUCGGUGUCGCAUUGUAUGGUUCAAUAACGACGGUGAACAAUGAUUACGGAUUCAGAAAAUCGAAAAAGCAAAAGCAAAUGCAAAAAAGGUUACUGUACAUGCUUUGCGCCCAGGUCAUGUUCCCUUUUUCUGCAUAUUUUGUUGGUGGGUUGAUAAUAAUUACAAGUCUUACGUUUCAAAUAAAGGGAACGCAAAACGCGUUCAACUUCGCAGUUUUCUUAUUUAGCCAUUACGGAUUUGCUACAUCGUUUGCAGUUGUACUGUGUAACGACCCGUAUAGAUAUUAUACAAAGAAUCUGAUAAUGAAAAGUAUGCAUUCGAUUGGAAAACAUGGAUCAAAAUUCCAGUUUCAGAGUCACAUUCAUCCAUAA